CCUUCCGGGUAUACAGCCAAGUGGUCGAGUUGGCUGCUGGGGCUGCAUUUUACAGGAGCCAGCAGUCAGUCAGCUGGGACUUCUAGAGGUGGGGGAGAGAGAGAGAGAGAGAGAGAGAGGUUUAUCUAUCUAAUCAAUCUAUAUGGGACUAAUAAGGUUGCUGGGAUAUUCAGAAGGUAGCUUGGGACUGGGGAGAGGUAGCAAGCGACAGGGCCUCUGGGAUACAAGGUGGGUACUGUGUAGUCGCAGACUUGGGAUAGGUAGGAGAGAGUGAGUGGUGGACUCCCUGGGCUACAAAGUGGUAUUGUUCCCCACCCCUCGAGGUUAAGGAGACAGCAAGGUAGGGUACUUUUUGUUAUCAUUUACAGGAACUAGCUUUCCGCUGUGGCUUUAGGAUAUAUAUAGAGAGAGGGACACAGAGCAGUAGAGUCUCUGGGAUCUGCCGGAGGCAGCUUGUGUCUCGGUAGUAUAGGAGGCAGCUAGGGUAGGCUACAAGGGGAAGCUUUAUUGUGGAGAGAGGGGAAGCCAACCCCAAAGAGGAAGAAAAAAACAGGACACAGGACCCUAGGGUGGUAGCCAAGGUUCCAGUGGAAGCAGGCUUUCAAAACAGGCUGAGUGGUGAUAGGUAAAGUACAGGAAGGAACAAGGCCUGGAGGUUCAGCUAUCGGACAGGGUUGGAGUGAGUGUGUGUGUUUUGUUGAUGCGCCUUAGUUGACUGGUGAAACUGAGAGGAGGAAGUUGUGUUUGCCUGAGGGGAACGUGGUGUUGCUCUUAACCUCUGACUAUGCAAUUCUGAGACAUCCCUAGGGAAAGAGACAGCAGGACAGGAAUUCCCUUAAAUACUCUCUCUCCCACAAGCACGCCCCUCAAGGGAAAUACAGAGCUCCCCCUUCCCCCAAACGCCUUUCACCAUUAAGAGGAAAACAAUGGAGGAGCUGAGCGCUGAUGAGAUCCGUCGAAGGCGUCUUGCCCGGCUCGCUGGCGGGCCUUCUUCCCAGCCCACCACGCCACUUACGUCUCCGCAGAGGGAGAACCCGCCGGGCCCGCCUGUGGCAGCGCCAUCCCCUGCAGCGCCCCAUAGCCUCGGCCUAAAUGUCCACAGCAUGACCCCUGCGACCUCUCCGAUUGGAGCAUCAGGUGUAGCCCACCGAAGCCAGAGCAGUGAAGGUGUGAGUUCACUCAGCAGCUCUCCGUCGAACAGCCUCGAAACACAAUCUCAGUCCCUCUCCCGGUCGCAGAGUAUGGAUAUUGACAGCGUCUCCUGUGAGAAAAGUAUGUCCCAGGUGGAUGUCGAUUCAGGAAUUGAAAACAUGGAAGUUGAUGAGAAUGACCGAAGGGAGAAAAGGAGUCUUACCGAUAAGGAACCUCCAUCAGGAUCAGAAAUAUCGGAGGAGCAAGCCCUGCAGAUGGUCAGCAAGAUCUUCCGGGUCUCCUGGAAGGACCGAGAUAGAGAUGUUAUUUUCCUAACGUCGCUUUCUGAGCAGUUUAAGCAGAACCCGAAAGAGGUGUUCUCGGAUUUCAAGGACUUGAUCGGGCAGAUCCUGAUGGAAGUUCUGAUGAUGUCCACCAAGUCGAGGGAAGAAAACCCCUUCGCCAGUUUGACGGCCACGUCGCAGCCCAUCGCGGCCGCGGCCCGGUCGCCGGACAGGAACCUGGUUCUGAACACGGGCUCCAAUCCGGGAACGAGCCCCAUCUUCUGUAACAUGGGCUCGUUCGGCUCCAGCUCCUUAUCAAGCGGUGGAGGUUCCGGAGGGGCCAGUGUUUCUGAUUCAUGCAGCGACCACUUCAGCAUUGAGACUUGCAAGGAGACGGAGAUGCUAAACUACCUCAUUGAGUGUUUCGACAGAGUGGGGAUAGAGGAGAGGAAAGCGCCAAAGAUGUGUAGCCAGCCAGUGGUUAGCCAAUUACUGAGCAACAUCCGAUCCCAGUGCAUUUCCCACGCUGCUUUGGUGCUCCAAGGAUCCUUAACGCAACCCAGGUCAUUGCAGCAACAGUCUUUGCUAGUCCCGUACAUGCUCUGUAGGAAUCUCCCGUUUGGCUUCAUCCAAGAGCUGGUGAGGACGACCCACCAGGAUGAAGAGGUGUUCAAACAAAUAUUUACCCCCAUUUUACAAGGCCUGGCUCUUGCUUCAAAAGAGUGUUCCCUUGAUAGUGACAACUUUAAAUACCCCCUUAUGGCAUUAGGCGAGCUAUGUGAAAUCAAGUUUGGGAAGUCGCAUCCCGUGUGUAGCUUGGUUGUGUCUUUGCCUUUGUGGCUGCCAAAAUCCCUAAGCCCCGGGAUGGGCCGGGAGCUGCAAAGACUCUCUUACCUUGGGGCUUUCUUCAGUCUCUCCGUCUUUGCGGAAGAUGAUCCUCGAGUAGUCGAAAAAUAUUUCUCCGGUCCUGCCAUCACCCUGGAAAACACCCGGGUGGUUAGCCAAUCUUUGCAGCAUUACCUGGAAUCCGCCCGGCAAGAGCUGUUCAAGAUCCUACAUAGCCUUCUACUCAACGGAGAAACCCGGGAGGCGGCUCUCAGCUACAUGGCAGCCGUGGUCAAUGCCAACAUGAAGAAGGCCCAGAUGCAGACGGACGACCGGUUGGUGUCUACGGACGGCUUUAUGCUCAACUUCCUCUGGGUGCUGCAGCAGCUGAGCACUAAGAUCAAGCUUGAGACGGUCGAUCCCUCCUACAUCUUCCACCCCCGUUGCCGCAUUGUGCUCCCGGCAGACGAAACCCGAGUGAAAGCAACCAUGGAAGACGUCGGCAGCUGGAUGGCUGAGCUGUCUAGGGAUCUGUCUCUCUUUUCUGAGCCGAAAUUCCCAACCGAAUGCUUCUUCCUGACCCUCCAUGCUCACCACCUCUCCAUCCUACCGAGCUGUCGCCGGUACAUCCGUCGGUUGAGGGCCAUCCGGGAACUCAACAGGACUGUGGAGGAUCUGAAAAACAACGAAAGCCAGUGGAAGGAUUCUCCUCUGGCCACGCGGCAUCGCGAAAUGCUGAAGCGGUGCAAAACCCAACUCAAGAAACUGGUGCGGUGCAAAGCAUGUGCAGAUGCCGGACUGCUCGACGAGAAUUUCCUGCGGAGGUGCCUGAAUUUCUACAGCACGGUCAUCCAGCUCGUGCUUCGGAUCAUCGACCCUGCCUAUCCCGACAUAAAGCUGCCUUUAAAUCCUGAUGUCCCGAAAAUGUUUGCAGCGUUGCCUGAGUUCUAUGUCGAAGAUGUUGCAGAAUUUUUGUUUUUUAUUGUACAGUAUUCGCCUCAGGUACUUUACGAGCCCUGCACUCAGGACGUCGUCACGUUCCUCGUCGUGAUGCUCUGCAACCAGAACUACAUCCGGAACCCCUACCUGGUGGCCAAGCUGGUGGAGGUGAUGUUCAUGACCAACCCGGCUGUCCAGCCGCGGACGCAGAAGUUCUUCGAGAUGAUCGAGAACCACCCUCUCUCCACCAAGUUGCUUGUCCCGUCGCUGAUGAAGUUUUAUACAGAUGUGGAGCACACCGGCGCCACCAGCGAGUUCUACGACAAGUUUACCAUCCGCUACCACAUCAGCACCAUCUUCAAAAGCCUGUGGCAGAAUAUCGCUCACCACGGCACCUUCAUGGAAGAGUUCAACUCCGGCAAGCAGUUUGUCCGCUACAUCAACAUGUUGAUCAAUGACACCACGUUCUUGCUGGACGAGAGCUUGGAGUCCCUCAAGCGCAUCCACGAAGUGCAGGAGGAGAUGAAGAGCAAAGAGCACUGGGACUUGUUGCCCAGGGACCAGCAGCAGGCUCGGCAGUCUCAGCUCGCCCAAGACGAACGGGUGUCUCGCUCGUACCUGGCUCUGGCCACGGAGACGGUUGACAUGUUCCAUAUCCUCACCAAGCAAGUUCAAAAGCCUUUCCUCAGACCUGAACUUGGGCCACGUUUGGCUGCCAUGCUGAAUUUCAACCUUCAGCAGCUGUGCGGCCCCAAGUGCCGUGACCUGAAAGUGGAGAACCCGGAGAAGUACGGAUUUGAACCAAAGAAGCUGUUGGACCAACUGACGGACAUUUACCUGCAGCUAGACUGCCCUCGUUUUGCAAAGGCAAUAGCGGAUGACCAGAGGUCCUACAGCAAGGAGCUAUUUGAGGAGGUCAUUUCGAAGAUGAGGAAAGCUGGAAUCAAGUCGACCAUAGCAAUAGAGAAAUUCAAGCUGCUGGCAGAAAAGGUGGAGGAAAUUGUAGCCAAGAACGCCCGGGCCGAAAUAGACUACAGUGACGCUCCUGACGAGUUUAGAGAUCCACUCAUGGAUACGCUGAUGACUGACCCUGUCCGGUUGCCAUCUGGGACCAUCAUGGAUAGAUCCAUCAUCCUCCGGCACCUUCUGAAUUCCUCCACGGAUCCCUUCAAUCGACAAACACUAACGGAAAACAUGCUGGAACCAGUGCCAGAGCUGAAAGAGCAAAUCCAGGCCUGGAUGAGAGACAAGCAAAACGCUGACAAUUGAGACCCACCCUCCCUGGCGGCCCACAAGCCGAGGUCAACUGUGCGGAGCAGGGCGAGAGGUCGGGACGUGGGCACUUGUCGAUCAUUUCGAAGCUGGCGCCAGGCUGAAGCUCACGCAGCCGCAAAAGACGAAAAGACGCAUGUAGAUGACGAGAAGGAACAACACCAUCCAAGCAGCAUAACUCUUGUACAUAUAUUUAAGUGAUAAAAUGACGGUCUUAUAGCAUUGUGGGGAGUGAGUUAGGAAGCGGUUCUCGUUACGGAUCAAAAUCCUCUGACAUCUCAUAAUUGGGGUUGAUAACGAGCCGAAACUACUUCUUUUUUUUUAGCAAGAGACGUGUGGAUCAGGGCAGCAAACCCUCGACGUGGUUUUUUGGGUUUUUUUUUUUUUAAGAAAUAUAUUGCCAGAUCUCCGUUAAUUUGAUUGUGGUUGAAACCUUGAACAUUUUGCUGCUAAAGUAAUCCCACCUACCUUUUCAUUUCUCCCCAUCACCUCUUCCUGCACUAUCCUGUCUCCCUGGGGUUUUUUUUUUCCUGUAAUGUGAAAGAAAUGUUCCCUAUAUAUUAAAAAAAAAAUGUCCUUCUCUGACCCCAAGAGAACAUAAUCUUGAAAAGUUAAGUGUGCCUGCAGCAAAGUGUUAAUCUUGGGGGGGGAGGAAUCAUAUUUUUCUAUUAUACAUAUUCAUUUAUUUUUAUUUGGUAGGCCGUACACGAGAAAAGUUAUUCACCGUGGAAUUUUUCUUUCUCUCUCUCUCCCCCCCUCCCUUUUUUUGGGCACAUUGGUUUUUAAGUUGUUCAACAUGUCCCAUUGUCUUUGGGGGGGAGGAUUGAUGUUCUGCAGGGCGGGGAGGGGGGGGGGCUGGUUGAUUUUUUGUUUGUUAAGCCUUGUGAGCCUCCUGAAACAGCUGCCACAAAGAAAUUGGUGUGGAAUACCAGGGCUUCAUUGACUUAAAAGAUAUAUAUGGAGAGAGCUAUAUAUAUAUAAAAAAUUCUUUUUAAAGCCAGAGAAUCUAAUAAGCUAAAUGAUGAUGAUUCUGAGUCUUUUAAGAGCUUGUCUCCAGGGAUAGGAGGGUGGGAUGGGGUGGAGUGGGCAGGUGGCAGAUUAUUUUAUUCUCGGCGCCUACCCGUCAAGGCAGGAGAACCAUUUUUACGUUGCAUACCAGUUUUGUAUCCAUGGCUUGGCCUUACCAAAGCAAAAAGGGUGCAGAGAAAAAAAAAUGUAGACUUGCUUUUUUUAAAAAAAGAAACUCUAUAAAAAAAGACGAAACAUUUUUGUAUGACUGCCCCCUGCUUAAAGAUACUUGAAUUUCCUUUUUAAAAAGGAUUUGAAACCACAGUGUUUUAAAAGAAAAAAAAAUUAAGCCUGAAAAGAAAACAUUUUCUUUUCUUUUCUUUUUUUCCCCGCUGACAGUGUCCUCUGUUCAGUUCCUGAUUCUUGAAGAACAAUAAAUGGUGAUACGCAUUCACAAGAAACCUUC
Molecule: messenger RNA, 5925 nt
Organism: Elgaria multicarinata webbii
Lineage: Eukaryota; Metazoa; Chordata; Lepidosauria; Squamata; Anguidae
Gene: UBE4B
Product: ubiquitination factor E4B
Exons: 27
Coding region: 927-4448 (1173 amino acids)
Biological process (GO): protein polyubiquitination
Cellular component (GO): ubiquitin ligase complex; cytoplasm; nucleus
Molecular function (GO): ubiquitin-ubiquitin ligase activity
Source: RefSeq, a predicted model, not a curated record